AUGAAAUUCACUGUUAACAAAAACCCAAACUCAUCAUGCCGAGAGACGUUGGUGCCUAUUUAUCAGAACAACAGAGGAAAACAUCGGGAGAAGUAGCAUCAGAAUGGGGACAGAUCGAAGAGCUUUACAACAAAAAAUUAUGGCAUCAACUCACAUUGAAACUUCUCAAUUUUGUGAAGAAUCCCAUAUUUUCAAAGGGAGAUGGUCUCAUCAAGAUGUAUGAAAACUUCAUUGCAGAUUUUGAACACAGAAUCAACCUGUUGGCUUUGGCUGAAUUAACUGUGUUUAUAGUCAAACAGAUGACAGAUGUUGAAGCUGCUGUAUCAUUUAUUGAGAAAAUGAAAGAGAAAGUAAAAGCCAGCGAGGAAGCAAAGAUACUGUGUCUGACGACAAUGGGAACAAUAAGACUGAGAACACGUGACUUACCGGCAACAAAGACAAUAGUAGAGGAAUGUAGUGGUCUGUUGGAUAGCUUGGAUGGUGUCACGCCUGUACACGGACGCUUCUAUGAAUUGUCCAGUAACUACCACAAACUAAUGGGGAACCAUGCCAUGUAUUAUCAGGAAGCCCUCAGGUACCUAGGCUGUACCGAUCUCGAGGAUAUACCAGCAUCAGAGCAAGUAGAAAGAGCAUUCAAUCUAGGUUUAGCAGCCAUCUUGGGUGAUGGGGUCUAUAAUUUUGGUGAACUGUUAGCCCACCCUAUCCUGGAAUCAUUGAAGACAACAGAUAAAGCUUGGCUAACAGAUCUUUUGUUUUGCUUCAAUAGUGGAAAUAUCCCCAAGUUUGAAGAACUUAAGAAAUUCUGGGGGGCACAGGCAGAUUUAGCUGCUAAUGAGAUACCAAUGAGACAAAAGAUUUCACUUCUCUGCUUAAUGGAGAUGACUUUCCAGAGACCAGCAACAAACAGACAACUGACAUUUCAUGAAAUUGCAGACCAAACAAGACUGCCUAAUAAUGAGGUUGAGAUGUUGGUAAUGAAGGCCCUAAGUUUAGGUCUUGUCAAGGGAUCUAUUGAUGAAAUUGAUCAGAAAGUACACAUGACCUGGGUUCAACCUCGUGUCCUUGACCUUCAGCAAAUUGCCACAAUGCAGAAGCGCUUGGAACAAUGGACAGAGGAUGUUAAAGGAAUGGAACAACUAUUAGAAGUGAAGGCCAAGGACAUCCUGACAUAAUCACUGCCCUACAUUUUACCUCAUCAUGAUUCAUUGACUGAUAAUAAUAAUUAAUAAGUUCUGAUAUGGUGUUUUGUAGAAAUUCAGAGAUGUAGGAAUUAAAAACAUUCUUACUCUA
Saccostrea echinata is the source of this 1290-nucleotide messenger RNA. RefSeq names its product 26S proteasome non-ATPase regulatory subunit 13-like. Lineage: Eukaryota; Metazoa; Mollusca; Bivalvia; Ostreida; Ostreidae. Gene Ontology annotation, biological process: ubiquitin-dependent protein catabolic process. The coding region runs from base 36 to 1172 and encodes 378 amino acids. The transcript is spliced from 12 exons. Gene Ontology annotation, cellular component: nucleus; proteasome regulatory particle, lid subcomplex; cytosol. The record is from RefSeq and is a predicted model, not a curated record. Gene Ontology annotation, molecular function: structural molecule activity.